CCAACAAAAAAAACAGUCCCCCCCUUCUCUCUCUCUCUCUCUCUGUGUGUGUGUAAAAUCUGCUUUUCUCUCUGACUUAUCUGACGUCCCACCAUCUCUCUUCUCUCUCUUCAUUCUCUCUCUCUCUCUCUCUCUCCAAUGAUCUUAUCUCUCCAUCUAGUUUCUUUCUUGUGUUUCUCUCUCUACAACUACUAUUACUAUCUUUCUCUCUCAUAACUCAAACCAAAUUUGGCAAAAACCAGAAUAAUCUGUCUUUUCACUACACUGAUUUUAGCUGAAGCUCUAUUGCUAUUACUUACUUUGAUAAGGGGAAUAUUCCCACAAUGAGGCCGCCGAAUUUCAACAUCGAAUCCGAAGACGAAUCCGAGGGGAGCACCAGCCAGGUGGCAUCCAACGUAUCCAUCCAAGAAAUCUCUCCGGUCCAUUCCAAAGAGAGCAUCGACAACAACAACAAAAACGCAUCCUACAUUCUAGAAGAUUCCUCGAGGAAGCAUCUAAAUCCUCACCACCAAAAAGGUACCGUUACCCUAGACCUAACCCUAGGAAUCAACGGCUCCAAUUCCGAGACAAAAGACCACGAGACCACAGCAGAUCACCCCCCUCCUCCUAUUCCUCCACAAGCUUCUAGAAUCUUCUCGUGCAACUACUGCAGGAGAAAAUUCUACAGCUCGCAAGCAUUAGGAGGGCACCAAAACGCCCACAAACGAGAGCGCACGUUAGCUAAGAGGGCCAUGCGAAUGGGCAUGUUUUCCGAUAGGUACGCGAGCUUAUCGGCUCUCCCGCUGCACGGGUCCACCGCGUAUCGGUCGUUGGGUAUGGAAGCUCAUGGCUCAAUGCACCAACAACAAAUAGUGCAGAAUAUUCCGGAGAGGAUGCCUUUGCAUGCGGGGGUGGUUAGAGGUGGAGCUAGGUUUAACGUUGAUCAAGGCUAUUUCGGUUUGCCGGUUUAUUACGACGAGGCGGAGAUGACUUGGCCCGGAAGCUUCCGGCAGGUCGAUGGGCUUCAUGUGGUCCAUCCAAGCUUUGACUCCGGUCAUGGGGCCCGUUUAAAUUUCGUGGAGACGGGCCCGCCUUCGAGGAUGGAUUUACCUCUUCCUGAUUUGAAUCUGAAACUUUGAUAAGUAAGUGUUUUUUUCGCUGCUGCAGCCAAAUUUUUUUUUUCUUUUUUAAUUAUUAUAUAUUAUUUGUUAUGAAUAUUGUACAGAUAUUUGAGUGUUGGAGAAUGAUGAAAUGUGAGGUGAUCAUUUAGAAUAGCCCCUGCUUCAGAACAUUUAUAUUUAUAGACUUUAAAUUAAUGGAUGUAUUACUCUUUAAUUGUUACUAAUAAUGUACUUAAUUUCAUUUUUUUAAUUCUU
Molecule: messenger RNA, 1355 nt
Organism: Erythranthe guttata (spotted monkey flower)
Lineage: Eukaryota; Viridiplantae; Streptophyta; Magnoliopsida; Lamiales; Phrymaceae
Product: zinc finger protein 4
Source: RefSeq, a predicted model, not a curated record